GAAUACGAGCUGCCAGCUCUGGAUUACUUUCAUUUCCUCCUCCUUCCCUUUAACAAUGGCUGCUGCUGAUCUGAGAGACGAGCUGAACUGCUCCAUCUGCCUGAAUGUGUAUGAAGACCCUAUCAUUCUGAGAUGUGGACACAACUUCUGUUCCACCUGUAUAGGACAUUUAUUGACCUCACAAGAAGGAUCUGGAGGUUAUUCCUGUCCGCAAUGCAGGAUGCGGUUUGUAGAGCGACCUGAACUACAGAGAAAUAUCGCUUUAAGGAACAUCGCAGAACGUUUCCAGUCUACUCAUCCCGAGGAGGAACUCGGCGGAGUCUUAUGCACUUACUGCAUUAACUCUUCAGUACUCGCUGUCAAGACCUGCGUCCAUUGUCAAGCUUCUCUGUGCGAGGGUCACGUCAAGAUGCACAAUAAAUCACCAGAACAUGUGCUGAUUGAGCCCACCACUUACUCGGAGAACAGAAAGUGCCCCAAACACAAGAAGAUCUUGGAGUUCUAUUGCUGUGAGGACUCUGUCUGUAUCUGUGUCUCCUGUAGAUUGGAUGGAACACAUAAGGGGCACCAGGUUGAGUCGAUCGAAGAUGCUUUUGAGAAGAAGAGAGAAAAGUUGAGGAAUGUUCUUGGGGAUUUGUCUUCACAUAAAGCGGAGGCCAGAAGAAGGAUCCAGACUCUUCUGGGGCACAAGGACAAAGUGAAGAGGAAAGCAGCUACUUUUAACAAGAAAGUCACAAACUUGUUCAGAGACGUCCAUAAAAAGUUGGAGGCUCUUGAGAAGCGGAUCCUCGACGAGGGUCACAGGCAAGAAGAGGAAGCUACAAACUCCGUAACUGACCUCAUCCGGCAUCUGGAAGCUGAAAUAGAUGAAUUCUCCAAUAAGAUAAUAAUGGCCGAGAAGCUCUACAACAUAACGGAUCCGCUAAGCCUUUCAGAAGACAAUGGAACAAACAAAGAGGUUUAUGAAGACUCGAAGGGAACAACAACAAGAGAGGGAAACGAUGUGAAAGAUCUCCACGAAGGACCAACUUUCAAAUCAUUGCUGAAGGGUUUGUUUGAUAUUGUAAAUCAAGUGAGGUCGGAUACAUUGCAGACUGAUCCAGAAGUCGUACUAGAUGCGAAUACGGCUGGGAAGAGCAUGCGUGUUUCUGAAGACUUAAAAACUGUCACUUCUACAGAAAUAAGCAAUGAUUACCCAACAACUCCAAGGAGAUUUAGUAUUAAUCAGGUUUUAAGUAAAACUCGUUUUUCAUCAGGACGACAUUACUGGGAAGUGUUGACCAGUGAAAGGGGAAACUGGAGGAUAGGGGUCGCUUAUGUAAGUAUAGACACUAAAGGAAAGCUGAGUGCCAUUGGAUCUAACAGGAAGUCCUGGUGUCUGAGAAGGUUUUAUAACAAAUAUUCUGUUAUGCAUGGUCAGAAUGAAAUACAUUGUAUGCAAACAUUUUCCAGCCACAGGUUUGGGGUAUAUCUGGAUUAUGAGGAAGGCCGGCUCUCCUUUUAUGAACUGUGUGAUCCGGUCAGACACAUAUACACCUUUCACACCACUUUCACAGAACCCCUUCACGCUGCAUUUCUGGUAACUAAUGGUUUUGUGAAAAUCAUGAACAUGCCAUACUGAAAACUAUCAAAGAGAUCAUUUCCAAAAUACUAUUUCAGGUCUAUUGAUAUUUUAAGGGGGGGAAACAUAGACAACUGCCAAUAAGGGAUGAGCUUGGAUUCGGUCCAAACUUUGAAGGAAGCUGUCAGUACCGGCCCAAUAAGCUGUGGCUGGGACAUUCCCCACCUCAGAGUUGCAUAUACCGUAUUUAUCGGGGUAUUGCGCGCUCCGGGGGUAUAGCGUGCACCCCUAAUGUGGACCCGCAU
This is a messenger RNA of Rana temporaria (common frog), 1866 nucleotides long. RefSeq names its product E3 ubiquitin/ISG15 ligase TRIM25-like. The coding region runs from base 56 to 1621 and encodes 521 amino acids. The record is from RefSeq and is a predicted model, not a curated record. Gene Ontology annotation, molecular function: zinc ion binding; protein binding. Lineage: Eukaryota; Metazoa; Chordata; Amphibia; Anura; Ranidae. The transcript has a single exon.